Acanthamoeba castellanii str. Neff is the source of this 4854-nucleotide messenger RNA. RefSeq names its product Subunit of DNA polymerase II. The transcript is spliced from 26 exons. The record is from RefSeq and is a predicted model, not a curated record. Lineage: Eukaryota; Discosea; Longamoebia; Acanthamoebidae. The coding region runs from base 1 to 4854 and encodes 1617 amino acids. Gene Ontology annotation, biological process: mitotic DNA replication checkpoint signaling; DNA replication initiation; mitotic G2 DNA damage checkpoint signaling.
AUGUCGGUGUUCGCGGGGGUGAAGUUCUUCCUCUCCAAUCGGCUGUCGAUGGAAGACCACCGCAACCUGCGCAAAAUCAUCGCGGACCAGGGUGGGCAGAUUGUGGAGCAGCCCGGCGAUUCCAAAUGCUUCCACGUUCUGCCCCUCUUCACACAACCUGACGCAGAGGCCGAGCUGCUGCAGUACCAGAAAGAGCUGCUCCCUAUCAUUGGCCCUCCUUGUGUGGUGGAAGCCGCGGAGAGGCGCUACCAACUGCCGGACAGGGAGGCGGUACGGCGGAGUCCCCUCUUUGCCCGCUUCCUGCUCGGCGCCGUCGUAUGCAGCACCGCCAUCAGCGCAGACAUGCGGAGCGCACUGGUCCAGCGCGUGCUGUGGAUGGGCGGCGAGUGGCACAUGGACUUCACCAACACCGUCACCCACAUGCUGGCCUACAUGCCGGGCUCGGAGAAGUACAAGGUGGCCGUCCAGCGCGGCCGGCCGGCGCUGGUGCACCCCAGCUGGGUGACGGAGUGCUGGAAGCAGCAGGCGCUGGUCCCCAUCGACCAGUUUCCCGUCCCACCGUUCACGGGGCUGACCAUGACCGUCACCGGAUUCCCGCACGACGAGCGCGAGAAGAUGAAGCGGCUCUGCAUGCAGCAUGGCGGGCAGUACUCGAGCGAUCUCAACAGGAGCUGCACACAUCUCAUUGUCGAGCGACCGGGAUCAAAGAAACACCAGUACGCACUGCUAUGGGGAAGCGUCAAAGUCGUUCACCCGCGAUGGCUCUACGAGAGCGUGGAGAAGCGAGCGUGCUUGAAGGAAGAGGACUUUCCAGUUCUGCCGGCCGAGUCCCAGAGCCAGAGUUCUGCCAACCAAGACGCCCCUUGCUCCAGCGGCACUGUCGAUUCGGACUCACAGCUCAGCAUCUCUAUGGCUGACCCGGACGAGGCGGAACGAACGCGAAGCCACAGCACCGCCCUGAAGCGCCCGCGCUCGCCUGCGGGCGCUGGCGCGGGGGCGGCGCACUCGGCCGAGAGCAAAAAGCGAAAGCGAGCGGAGCCGCCAGCAGCACUGCCGGUCUCGAUGUCGACUUCGAGGCGACACGACAGGAGCGGGGGCGGUGAUGACGAGGAGGUCAAGAGCUCACAACAACCCAUGGCCAGGAGGCAGCGCCAGCCUAGAGGCGAAAUUGCGCCCAGUGUCACUCAAGGCGCGAGCAUGUUGGAUCCGGCCACGCUCCCGCCCUUCUCCUAUUCGCCCUUCGAGAGCCCCUCGCUGUUCAAAGGGUUCAGCUUCCUGUGCAAGGGAUUCGACUCCGCCAAAGAGCGAAGUGAAAUCAAAAAGCUGGUGGAGGACCACGGCGGGGUGGUCACUUUCGACAACCCAACCGGAGCGUCCACAGUAUCGCCUGUAGCGGGCACAUAUGUGCUUUAUGAACUGGCUCCCCACGGCACGCCUGGCGUGUCCAACCAACCGUUGCCGACCGGCGAGCGCGAACCACCCGCCAACAUCGUGGUCACUCCGCAGUGGGUCCAACGAUGUAUUCAGGAUGAGCGGGUGAUGGACCCCAUGGAAAUGCCGAUCCUGUUCACUCCGCUGCCCCAUCCGCUCCCGCUGCCCAAGCCGCCACUCAGCUACCUGAUCUCCGUCACAGGCUUUGCAGGUGUGGAUCGAGAGAAUCUCAAGGGACUGAUCGAGUCGAUGGGGUUUUCCUACACCGACCGCUUCACAAAGAAGAACACGCACCUCAUCUGCAAGGAGGCGAGCGGGGACAAGUUUGUGAAAGCAAAGGAGUGGCAGCGAGGUGCCAUCGUCAGCGCUGAAUGGUUGACUCAGUCCGCGAGCAAGGGUCGGAUCCAGGACACGAAACGCUUCGCCGCCGCCCAGACGGAAGACGUGCUGAGCGUGAACAGGAAAUUCGAGGAACGCCAACGGAGUCAGGCCAAGAUCAACAAGCUCAAUAAGGACAGGAGCGUGAUCUGCAUAUCCGACCCGAAGCCUCCCAAGGAGCGGUCGAGCACCGUGAAGUCGGGGAGACGGCGGAGCUCUGCCGCCACCUCGUCGUUGUCGUCGUCGUCAUCAACUUCCCUGGCCCCGCACGGCGCAGCGGUCCCCAGCGAACCCUUCCUCUCCGACGUCACCAUCCUCGUCUCGAAGAAGCUCGAACAGCAACAAUCGGUGCUGCACGACUUGGUGGCAUCGAUGGGCGGCACAUUUGCGUACAUGUUCGACCCCUCCAUCUCCCACCUCAUUUUUGAGGGCAGAGCGGACACGUCGAAGGAGCUUCGGUUAGCCAAGGGGCACAAGCACAUCAAGAUCGUGUCCCCGCUGUGGCUGCACGCUUGCAAGAGACACAACGCCAAGGUGGACGAGAUCGAGUACCCGCACACGAUGAACCCGAGGAUGACGCUCGGGCUCGACUUCAAGUCGCCCUCGCUGGUCGCCGUCAAGAAGGAGAAGCGCGAUCCCGACAACAACCACCACCCCGCCAUCCCGCAGCCGGCCGCGAUCGCAGUCGUCAAGCGCGAGGUCAAGGAGGAGGAGGAGGACCUUGCGCUCGCCUUCAACGUCGACAACUACUACUCGCAGCAAUCUCACCACCAUCACCACCACCAGGAGGAGCGGGACGAGGACCUGUUUGUGCCGCCCACGCAGCAGCCGUCCGACUCGGCCUCCUAUCGCGUUCCGCUCACGCUGCAGCACCACCGGCCCCAGCCCACGGCGGGGUCGAUGACGACACGGGAGCAGACGGAGACGCGGCCCUCGGAUACGCGGGACGAGAGCUGGGCCGUCCCGGAACGAAGCCGAAGGGGAGAGGAGAACGAAUGCGACCUCGACGAAUACGGCGACGAACGGAGAAAAGAACGAAAACGAAGCCGAGAACGAAGUGAGGAGGAGGAAGGAGAAGAGGAAGACGAGCCGUUGCACCGAAGUAGACGAGAGGGAAGGAAGGCAAAUCAGCGGAAAGAAGAAAGAGAAGUGGUAGUGGAGGAGUACGACGACGAAGAGUCGACGAGAACGAACUACGAGGUGGUGGUGGGGUGCACGCCGGACGUGCGGCAAGGCGGAGGGACCACCGUGCCGGGGAUGCCGCCCUAUUUCUGGCAGGCUGGAGCAACCACCACGACCACAACGACGACGACGAUCAAAACCGAGGAGCCAGGGUUCAGGGACGACGACAAUGGCGAGGAGCGACGAGAGAACGAGAAGCAGCAACAGGAAGACGUGGAUGAAGAAGAUGAAGGAGAAGAGAAAGAAGAAAAGGAAGAUGAAGAGGAGGAGAGCGAAGGCAGCGGACACUCGGCCAUCAUCCAGCAGCUCCUGCAGAAGAACAAGGCCUCCAGCACCGGGCAGAUGCGUAUUUCGCCGCUGCUUCGCAUGCAGCCGAAAACUUCGUCCUUCAUGCUGGAGACCAUCAGUCGAACGGUCGCGCGAAGCGACACCAUGCUGGGCAAGGAGUACAACCGUUCGCUCAGCAAAUUUUCUUCAUCGACGAUGUUCAAGCCACCGAUGAGCAAGGACAUCCUGCCAUCGCAGACCGAAGAGGAAGAGGAUCCUGCGCCAGAGUCCUCAGAGCGACGAUACGCGGAUGAACCCGACUCGCAGGUGGUCAAGUACGCCUUCCCGCUCGAGCAGGCCGCGCAAGACCUCCUUUUCAGCCUUGCCGAGGAGUCGAUGGACACUGAGGGAGGGGCGUCGGCUACGGAGUCGGCCAGCGAACGAGAGAGUCGAAAGCGGAAGACCGGGGCGGGUGUGGAGGAGACGGUCCAGGCCAAGGCGGCGACGGACGCGUCGGAGCAUCAGCGGGGCAGCGAGACCAAGCGGCGGCGCAAAGACGAGCCCAAGACCGAUGAAGACGAGGCGCCGCCGAAGGACCCGAUGGACGGCAAGGAGGUCCAGCAGCAGGUCACCGAGAGCCCGUGGAGCAGCCGAGGCAGCGGCAACGGCGUUACCGGCUCGGGUCCCAACCGCGCCAGCGGCUCCCUCGAUCGAUCACUCGCAGGCAAGUCUUACAUAUUCAUGUUCACGGCGUUCAAUUCGACCACGAACAAGCUGUCGCCGACUUACGUCGACACGGUGCGGGAACUGGGCGGCCACGUGUUGGAGACCAAGUUCUUCCAUCCGCGCUGCACGCACGUGGUCAUGGCCGAACCCGUGCGCACCGAGAAAUCCCUUGCCGCCUGCGCCGCUGGCAUUUGGUUGUUGAAGGCGUCGUACUUGGAGGAGUGCGUGGAAAAGAACGCGUUUGUCGAUGAAAGCCGACAUAUUUGGACUGAGCAGGACACCGACAAUGAAGUCGCGCAGUUGAUGAUCGCCUCGAGCCGCAGAUGGCGGGCGGAGGUGGUCAAGCGCAGGCUCGAGCUCCAGCAAGCCGGCAAAAAGGGCGAGGAGUUGCUUCGCGUCGGGGCUUUUGCCGGGUGGCGAGUCCUUGUGGUGCACUAUGCGGACGUCAAGCGCGGAGAGGGCCUCAAGCGACUCAUCGAAGCCGGCGGUGGCGAGGUCUGUCCCACCUCCGCCACCCUGCCGUCGGGCCUGACCAUGGCCUUCUUCAACGACCGACCCGACGAAUCCAGCGACCUCGUGGUGGCGCUCCGGCGAGCCAAGGUGCCGGUGCUGACGGCGGAGUACAUCGGCGACUUCCUCACCCGCUACCCGCAGCCGCCCGUGGACCGGUACAACUUCACGUCGCCCGCCUUCGCCUACCAGCGCCGCCCGCGCGGAGCCACCGGUGCAACAGCCAACUCUGCCGCCGGGUCGUCCGUCUCGCUCCUGGGUUCUGGCGGCGGCGGCGGCGGCGGCGCGUCAGCUGCGGCAACCGCGGCCAGCACCGCGGCCGGGGUCAAGAAGCUCUCUACGCGCACCGUCAGGAAGUGA